CGAUUAGGAGCCCUUGGGUUAGUUGCUAAAUUGACCACCAGGCGUGGUAAUCUUUUGUCCAAAACUCUCUCUGCCUCUUACCUAUUUUUGUAUUCGCCCCAACAACAGUCACAUGUCAAGCAACGAGCAGUAAUUAACAAGUGAGAAGGUAUCUCAUCAAAACCAUAGAUGCUCCUAUUUAAAACAAAUUUGGGUAGUUACCCUCCCAUUUGGGCAAGUGGGCAACCCACCUAGCCACUUCCCUUGCACCGAGAAUGAUCUUAAUAGUUUACAAACUUCAUUUUAAUUCUCGUUAAUAAAAAAAACUAUCUUACCCGACUUUAACGUAAAAGACGAGUCCUAAACUUUGCCCUAACUUUACCUACAUGGACACCACUCAUGAGUUAUGAGUCAUGAUUACUUAUAUUUGAACCACAAUAGGAAAUUGCCUUAUCAUUGCCCAUUAUCACCAUAUGUCCAUUAAUGCCACUUCUACUCAUUUAUUCCACCAACAUGAUGCCAAAUCUGCAAUAUAAUUAUCAGCCAUACCCUUUUGUAGAUCUUGCCUGCAUAUAUCCAUAUUUAUUUUCCUUAAUAAAAUGAACUUAAAAAUAAAAAAAAAGUCACAUUUUGACUUCCCUUUGAACUUUUAACCACCUUUUUCCAGUUACUCUCACUUCUUCCACUCCACUCACUCACUCAUUUUCUCUCUUUUAAAGGAAAAAUUCUUCAAACAAAAUCAUUCUACUUUCAUUGUUAAUCAUCAUUAAUUCCUACCCAAAAGUCAAAAAAUCAUCUUUAAUUACCCCAUUUAAUCACAUUAAUUCAUCAUUAAUCUUGUCAUUUCACCUCAUAUUUAUUUUGUCUGCAUUUCACCAUUUUUAUGCUACAAUCCGAGUUACUCGUUUCUUACUCAGAUCUAAGAUGAUGAAGAAAAAGCAAGGUAUCUGAGGUGAAGAAGCAAGCAAAAAUUUAGCAACCCCAGAAAAAACCCAGCAAAAAAACAGGUGGAAAAAAAAAUGAGGGUAAUUUCAGUUUAUUAUGUAGUGUUUUUAGUGGUGUUUUCUGGGUUGAUUAGUUAUUAUAAUGGGGUAAAUGCUAGUUUACUUGAUGAUGAUAAGGAAGCAUUGUUGGAUUUUGUGAACAAAGUUCCUCAUUUACAUGUUCUUAAUUGGAGUGAGAGUACUUUAAUAUGUAGUAAUUGGACUGGUAUUACUUGUAAUGCUGAUUUGACUCGAGUAAUCGCGGUCCGAUUGCCGGCUGUAGGGUUUAAUGGAGAGAUUCCAGGUGAUACUAUUAGUAGGUUAUCAGCAUUGGAGAUAUUGAGUUUAAGGGAGAAUGGUAUUAGUGGUAGAUUUCCUAGUGAUUUUGGUAGAUUGAAGAAUUUAUCUAUGUUGUAUCUUCAGUUUAAUAGUUUAAGUGGUCCUUUGCCUGAUGAUUUUUCUGCCUGGGAGAAUCUGAGUGUGCUUAAUUUGUCGAAUAAUCGGUUUAAUGGGAGUAUACCUAAGUCGAUUUCGAGUUUGAGCCUGCUUUCAGCUUUGGAUCUUUCUAACAAUUCGAUUUCUGGUGAGGUUCCUGAUUUGGGGUUGCCAAAUUUGCAAGUGCUGAACUUGUCGAAUAAUAAUCUUACUGGCAUUGUUCCGAAGUCGUUGCAAAGGUUUCCGAGGUCUGCAUUUGUUGGGAAUGAUGUUGGUUUUGUGAAUUCUUCGGUUGAGCAGUCAGAUGUGUCGCCUGUACCUGGUGUAAGGCCGAAGCCAAGGAAUUGGUGGAGACAGGCUUGGUUCUUGGCAAUUGUUAUAGGAUGUGGUGUUCUUGGGAUUGUAGCAUUCGGGUUUCUGUUCUUUGCUUGUUGUUUGAGAAGAAAGGAUGAUGAUGGUUUUACUGGAAAGUUUCCUAAGGGAAGCAUGUCCCCUGAGAAAACAAUCUCGGGUAGUCAGGAUUCAAAGAACAGGCUCGUGUUCUUUGAGGGUUGUAAUUAUGCUUUUGAUUUAGAGGAUCUGUUGAGGGCUUCUGCUGAAGUUUUGGGGAAGGGGACAUUUGGUAUGUCUUAUAAGGCGAUUUUGGAGGAUGCAAAUGUUGUGGUUGUCAAGAGGCUGAAAGAGGUGAGCGCUGGGAAACGGGAGUUUGAGCAACAAAUGGAAUUGAUUGGGAGCAUUAGACAUGAAAAUGCGGUUGCACUUCGAGCGUAUUACUACUCAAGGGAUGAAAAGCUAAUGGUGAAUGAUCACUGCAGCCAGGGUAGUAUCUCGGCAAUGUUACACAAUCAAAGAGGAGAAGAUAGGAUCCCUUUGGACUGGGAGACACGGUUGAGAAUAGCCAUAGGAGCAGCAAGAGGAAUUACUCACAUCCACUCAGUCAACGGAGGAAAAUUUGUGCACGGCAACAUUAGGUCUUCAAAUAUCUUUCUCAACUCCCAGAAAUAUGGUAGUGUUUCAGAUUUCGGAUUAGCAACAGUUAUGAGUCCAUUAGCUCCACCUAUUUCUCGAGCUGCUGGUUAUAGAGCUCCUGAAGUGACAGACACCCGAAAGGCAACCCAAGCAUCGGAUGUCUACAGUUUUGGAGUAUUUUUACUUGAGCUUCUUACUGGAAAGUCACCAGUCCAUGCAACUGGGGGUGAUGAACUUGUGCAUUUGGUCAGGUGGGUUCAUUCAGUAGUCCGAGAGGAGUGGACUGCUGAAGUCUUUGACCUUGAGAUCCUGAGAUAUGCUCAUGUUGAAGAAGAGAUGGUAGAGAUGUUGCAGGUUGCUCUGACAUGCGUGGCCAGGGUCCCAGAACAGAGACCCAAAAUGCCAGACCUUUUAAAAAUGAUUGAGGAUGUGCGGCAGUCUCUUGCCGAGGCUCACCCUGAAAAUACUACAGCCACAUCAAGUCCACCACAUUAGCUGUUUAGCUAUGGUAUUUUAAUUCCUCUUUCUGAUUCAAAUUUCUUACAUCGAGUAAUCUGAAUCACUGUUAUUUUACGAUUUGUGGCCUAAAAUAUGGCCAAAGUCAGAUGGAACUCAUGGAAAUAGUAGGGUUGUAAAAGAGCAAUAUAUAUUGCAAGACAUUUUUUUUUUUUUUUUUUUUUUUUGCCCAUUAUGGUUUUGUGAUGGUUGUUGUAAUACUAAUUUCAAGCUGUAUUGAAAUGCCUCUUUUGUCAUUAAAUUACUGGAUGGUUUCAUUACUGGAA
Molecule: messenger RNA, 3148 nt
Organism: Chenopodium quinoa (quinoa)
Lineage: Eukaryota; Viridiplantae; Streptophyta; Magnoliopsida; Caryophyllales; Amaranthaceae
Product: probable inactive receptor kinase At4g23740
Exons: 3
Coding region: 999-2861 (620 amino acids)
Biological process (GO): protein phosphorylation
Molecular function (GO): ATP binding; protein binding; protein kinase activity
Source: RefSeq, a predicted model, not a curated record